AAAUCAAAAUUUACAAAUGAGCAAAAAUAACUAAAUAUUGCAACCAAAUAUCAAAAGAAGGUCCAACCAUGAAAUUACCUUCUGAAAUAAACAAAAAAGAACAUUCUGGACAGCCAUGAAAUACUUAUAUUUGUGAGGCAGUCUUGGUAAAGACAAAAAGUUAACCCUUCCAAGAUGAUAUUAGAUUACUGAAACUUUCCCUUUUACAACAAAGUUUACUAUGUGCCGACUAUGUAUAAUAUGUCUUGAUCUAAGUAAGCCAAAAAGAUUAUAAUAUGUUAGUUUUGUUGAAAAAAACAAAAUCAAAUGAGAAAAGAAAAGGAAAUAAAAUGAAAUGAAUGAUCAAGAGAAUCGUAAAAUAGCAAAAUAAUAUAUAUUGAAGUAAUAAUAAAAGAAUAAAGAAGUAGAGAGACCAGAAAUAAUAACAUAAAAUAUGAUUAUUGCUUUUUAUUUUAAUAAAAAAAAUAUUAUUCACUAAAAAAGCAAAUACGAUUUUCAUGCCCUAAUAAGAUAUUACAAUAUUGUAUUUUUCCCUUUUCUUUUUUUUAUGUGAGUUGUGAAUUGUUUAUAAAGUUCUAAUCCUACUUUAAAAUGGAUAUAUCAAUUACAUAUAUUAAAUGAAAAGCAGGAAAAGAUAAAAUGUUUUUACUGUUUAUUUGUAGAUUAAAAGAGAAAGUUAAAAAAAAAAAAAAAAGGUUAGCUUUCAUAAAUUAGUAUUUAUGAGAAAAAAAAAAUUGACAUAUUUGAUUUAUUAAAAAGAAAAAAGAGUAUUCUCUUUAUUUCUGUUUAUGUUGGAAUAAAUUAGACUGUAAUUUUGCAUGAUAUUGCAGUAAGCCGAAGAACUCGCCUAGCUAGACUACGUCAUUAAUUGUACACGUGGCAACAUUUCACUUAUUACUGGACCCAGCAAACCGUUAUCAUGCAUAACUAACUACCUAGAGAGAGAGAGAGAGAGAGAGGAAGUUUCACAGACUUAUAUCUAACUGACUUAGCUUAAAUCACAUUUGCUUAGGAAAAAAACACUCUCCUCAUCUUCUUUUCUUUUCUUUUUUUCUUUCUUUUCUUUUCUUUUGUUUUCUUUUCUUUUUCUCUCUAAGCAAACAGAAAAAUACAUUAAGAAAAAAGAAAAAAGAAAUGGCAAAGUUUAGCCACGAUCCUCAUAAGCCAUCACUGCACAGGCUUAGAUACAACCCUUGUAAGCCAUUACUACUGUGGCAUGAGCGGCAAGCACUUGAAAAAUACUCUAGCAUGGAGUCCCCAGCUCUGAGUGCUGAUGCCUUUAACAAAGUAGAGAUUAGGGCUCUUAGACAGAAUGUUGCAUUCUUUCUUGCUGAAUUUACGAACAUACACUACCUCGAUCUCUUCGUUCCCUAUAUUGCUAUGAACUACUUCGAUCGAUUCAUUUCAGGAAAUAAUAAACUGCCGACUUUCAAGAAUAAAGAUUUUAACUAUCGUUGGCGUAUCCUGGCACUCUGUUGCCUGUGUCUUGCCUGGAAAAUGAGGAGACAAUCCUUCAGAAUCAAAAGACUUUUGCAAGUGAGAACGGAUCUUGGUAUCUAUGGAGAUGAUAUCCUGAAGGUUGAGAUUCUCAUUGUCAGAGCACUUAAUUGGCGCUUGCGUUCUAUAACUCCCCUGUGCUUCGUGCAGUACUUCUGGUCUUUAGUUGCACACCCAGCAAUCAAAUCAAAUGCCAAAGAAAUUAUAGUUCAAUCACAGGGAGACAUACGCUUCACACAAUACAAUCCCUCAGUUAUAGCAGCAUCAGCUGUUCUUGUCUCUUACUAUAACGAACCUGCCUGCAGGCAAAAGCUUAUUGGAGGAAAUAUCAAAUUGGAUCAAAGACAACUAGAAGACUGCACCAAGAUGAUGACUGAUAUGUGCAAAGAAAAGAUGAUCCCUUUUGUUGAGAGGAAGUUUUACCUAGGGGAGUGUUCGAAAGCAGGAGGGAAUUUUGAAUCAUCAUCUGUAUCUGGAGAUUUAACAGCAAACAGACCUGAGAUAGAAGAGUUAUCUCACAGACCUGGCAAGGAGCCAAUUGUGGACAAUUCUGUAGACCCAAGUCAAAUAAUGGAAGAUUUACUGAAGGAAGCUGGUCGUGCGAAGGAGGCUACAAAGAGAGCAAAAGAUCUGCAGAUAAUACAUCUUGAGCUGAAGUGGAUGAUGAAUGUAAAAGGGAACCUGACACUAGAUCCCUCUAUGUUUCCACCUGAACCUGAAACUGAUCAAGAAGUAAAAGAAGAAAAAGAGGAUAAAGAAGAAAAUGAAGAAAAACCACCUAAGAGGAUGCACUCUUUUCUGAAGAAGUUUGCCUGCUUUGGAAAGAUGAAGGCUAAUUAGUCUAGUUCAUUGAACCUAAUGUACCACUGCAAAUACUACAGCCCCAAGUAGCAUGGAAUCAAACAUGUCAUCCUUGGGUAGAACUUUAUAUAGAUGAAUUUCCAUGACUUACCAUAAAUUCUG
This is a messenger RNA of Ricinus communis (castor bean), 2460 nucleotides long. Its product is annotated as cyclin-D3-3. The transcript has 6 exons. NCBI's taxonomy places the organism in Eukaryota, Viridiplantae, Streptophyta, Magnoliopsida, Malpighiales, Euphorbiaceae. The coding region runs from base 1135 to 2337 and encodes 400 amino acids. Gene Ontology annotation, molecular function: cyclin-dependent protein serine/threonine kinase regulator activity. Gene Ontology annotation, biological process: regulation of cyclin-dependent protein serine/threonine kinase activity; mitotic cell cycle phase transition. Gene Ontology annotation, cellular component: cyclin-dependent protein kinase holoenzyme complex; cytoplasm; nucleus. The record is from RefSeq and is a predicted model, not a curated record.